Messenger RNA from Myotis myotis, 3436 nucleotides. It is a transcript of the gene SPAAR, whose product is annotated as small regulatory polypeptide of amino acid response. The transcript has 2 exons. Bases 2237 to 2464 code for a protein of 75 amino acids. The record is from RefSeq and is a predicted model, not a curated record. NCBI's taxonomy places the organism in Eukaryota, Metazoa, Chordata, Mammalia, Chiroptera, Vespertilionidae.
CCCAGGCAUGUGCUCUGAACAGGAAUUGAACCAUGACCUCCUGGUUCCUAUGUUGACGCUCAAUCACUGAUCCACGUCAGCUGGGCUAGUUUUUAAAAUGCUGAACAAUGCACACCUACCACAGCUGGCCUCCAACACCAUUCACCCACAAAGAAAAGGCAAAUGAGAAGUCAAAGGAACAAAUAACCCAGCUUGAAACCGGGUCUGCCUGAUACCCUCUAUCUCCUGAAUUGACUAGUUGAUCUUGGUAAUUCGACCUGAAACCACCAGCACCAGAUUGGCUCCUCACAUUUCCUUCUCUCUGGUUGUCCCAGUUAAUACAAGUAAUUCCAGGUGUCCGGCCUUCAGGUAUGGCCCCGGCUUGCUCCAUGCGCCUCCUCUGCCCUCUCUGAGGAGGCGCCCCGAGCCCAGGUUUGUUCAAUCAUCUUAGAAAAGGGAAGAGUGGGGAUUUGACAGGGUAUCCCACUCCCAGUAGUCACUCUCCCAUUCUGUGUGUAGGCAGUACUUUAGCUGCUACUAAAGAAAGUUUACCGGGGCGGGGCCUUGGAGAAAUCGCAAAGGACCCAGGCUGUGUGACUGCGGGCUAGCCCUUUGCCCUCUCUGAGGCUCCAUACUCUGAUCAGUAAAACUGUAGAACGAGGGGACUGCUCUGUGGAAAUAUAACCGGACAAUCAAAGGGUCUGGGCUGCCUGUCACUACUUGAACCAAUUAAGCAGAGACAGGGUUGAAUCAUAUAUGAGUGUUUAUUCCAGGAUGGGAGAGCAGCAAGUCAUCCACAAAAAUCUGCUACCUUUCCCCAUAAACCAGCUGCUUAUAUUGGAUAGAAGGGCAAAGAUUACGUGCGAAAGUAAGAAUUACAGGCCUGGGGAAGCAGGCAAGGUCUCAUGGUUACAGGCAAGAGGGCUGGGGGCUGCAAAGAGCGGGUGCCUCCGGGACUAGGUUGCUUCAGCCAGGAGGCUGUAAAUCUUUCCGUAGUGAUCGAAGUUCUCGGGAAAGGAGUAUGGCCUGCCUUCCCAUGCCAGCUCCCAUGUCCCAGGGCAAACAGCUCUCAGCCAGGUUGGAAUGUGCUUUCUCUAAUCGGAACAGAACUAUUAUGGUAAACAGAGCAUGAUUCGUAUUUCUUGUCAUUGUAGCUGGUCCCCCCUGUUCUACUCUGCCCCUAACAAAGCAUUGAACUAGGAGGGAAGGCCAGGAAGCCCCUCUUCGGCCAUUUGGUGCUCUUCUUAUCAUUACAAAUUAGCCACAGGCCACAGGUGUGCUGUAACCGCUGCUUCCCAGCACCUGAGUCUGUAAAAGGGAGACGAAACCACUUCACAGAGUUGCUGGACCAAUUAUGUGAGCGAAUGCCUGGCUGUGCCCUCUACCCCGAAUUAUUGUUUCUCACUACUCCACUGCUCAGAGUUUGGGCAGGUGGGGCCAAUAACCCAGUCUCCUUUCAGACGUGGUGGUGGCCUCAGGAGGUUCUGGCUGUGACAGGGCUGUGACCGAGUGAGUGUCAGGACGGAGCCCCGUCUGGCAGACCACUCAGUGGCCUGGGCCUGGCUCGCCCCCACCCAGGGAAGUGGAGAACCUGGGGGGGGCAGGGCUGGAAUGGCCUGGGUGUGCUUGGGUGGUGGGGUGACUGCAGCCACCAAGGGCGACAGGCAGCUGCGCAGGCCCUGAGCCCCCACUCACCACGGGAGGAAGGCAUUCGGGAAGUGCUCUCAGCCACUCAGACAUCUUGGAGCCUGGGCCCAGGCUGGACCAAGGCGGCAGCACCAGGGUUGGGCAUGCCAUGACCUGGCUCCCGGGGUGGCUGCCAGGUCAGGAGACCAUGGAACCACAUACAGUCAGAGCUGUUGUUCCAGACAAGCCCAGGGCGUCGCCAGAGGGCCGGGUUGGCAAGGCUCCCUGUGAGCAGCCUUCUGCCCCCUCCUCCCAGCUCCUCCGAGUUCGGGAGACUUGAGCGCACAUCUUUCAGGUCAGCGUUUCUUCCAGAGACGCCCAGUGGAGUUGACCGCAGCUCUCAGAAGCCUGGACAGGCUGAGGAAACAGUGACAGAGGCCGGAGCAGUGCCAUGCAGAGCGCCCCACGGUCUCGAGGGGGCACUACCCAGGACCCCACACCAGUAUCUUCUUAGAAGACCACAGGGACCCGCCUGGCUGGAAGAGCUACCAAGAGCCCCGGUUCGAAUGGGGAGCUAAGGCUUCCUUCCAGCUGCACCCAGUUGCUCAGUGCACCAGCUGCUACCGGGGCCAUGGAGACGGCGGUGAUUGGCAUGGUGGCCGUGCUGUUUGUGGUCACCGUGGCCAUCACCUGCAUCCUCUGCUGCUUCAGCUGUGACUCGAAGGCCCCGGAUCCUCAGGGGGGCCCUGGCCGCAGCUUCACAGUGGCCACGUUUCACCAGGAGGCUUCUCUCUUCACGGGGCCGGCUCGCCAUGCCCAGGCAGUGGCGGGUGCCCGGGACUUCUGGACCUUCAUGUGAGGCCUCACAGCCCCCAGGAUUUGCUCUGCUGGUGGGUCAGACUCACCCCCCAACAAGCCUUCCCUGAUGUCCCACUCCUCCAAGUCUGGCAUUCCUGCCCUUCCCUGCCUGUGUCCAGCAAUCUCCCUGUUGCAUCCCAUCCCAGAUAGCUGUGCCCUGUGGCCCAGGAGAUCCACCCUGAUGGGACCCGGUGGAGUCAGCCCUGACCCCCAAGAGCUCCACUGGACCCCGCCCACAGGAUGGGGCUUAGGAGAGGUCUGAAGAGUGAGUGAGCAAACGGUGUUGGACUGCACGGUGGGCCAUCUCUUCUGAUCGACAGGGGAACUGGAAUCUAUCGGAAGCAGAUUCUGUUAACUCAGGUUUAUCCCAGGAUGCCUACAAACUGGUUCUAUUGCCACCAGAGGAAGCAGCGCCCUCAAGUGGACGCUUCGUACAAACCACUUCUUGCCUGCUCCCCUCGCUGAGCCUUUUUGCUACUUGCCUGUGCAGAUCCCACAGAGCCCAGCCUUGAGGCCAGCCCCUGCCAGUUGCCUGAAAUCAGCCCUGCCAUGCUGAAACCGAAGGGCUACGCGUGAUUUAUUUUAUAAUUGAAGAUGUAUAUCCUUUUAUGGGUCUCCCAAGAGUCGGGGUUGGAAAACCACAAAAGGAAGCAGAAGAGAAAGCCAGAGUCACGGAAAGGACGAGAGGUUUGCUAACAGGAAAGCCAGAAAGAAGACUUGGAAGCCUGUUUUGAGAGCGACUUUAUUCCUCUUUUCUUAGUGGUCACUUCCAUUCGUAGAGAAUGUGAGUGAUUUGAGCCCGGAAUGACAGAACAUCAGGAACUCAACGACAAUGCCAAUGCCAGAUAAGCUAAAGUGUUACACUGAGAGCAUGUAACAGCGCUCUUGUUUCCGUCACAAAGAACGGCUCAGAUCUUUUUCUUAGAAAAUCUGUUUUCUCUGUACCCACGAAAUAAAUGCUGUGUCAUACUUA